This is a messenger RNA of Vanderwaltozyma polyspora DSM 70294, 978 nucleotides long. RefSeq names its product HMG-box domain-containing protein. The record is from RefSeq and is a predicted model, not a curated record. Gene Ontology annotation, molecular function: RNA polymerase II cis-regulatory region sequence-specific DNA binding; DNA-binding transcription factor activity, RNA polymerase II-specific. The coding region runs from base 1 to 978 and encodes 325 amino acids. The transcript has a single exon. Lineage: Eukaryota; Fungi; Ascomycota; Saccharomycetes; Saccharomycetales; Saccharomycetaceae. Gene Ontology annotation, biological process: cell differentiation; anatomical structure morphogenesis; negative regulation of transcription by RNA polymerase II.
AUGAUGAUGGUAAUGGGCGGAAAUAACAACAAUAAUAACAACGCUAAUUUUAACAAUCAUAUUACAACUACUACUAUGACACCAAAUAAUUCUAAUAAUUCAAUUAAUAAUAAUAUCAGUUCUAAUGAAAGUAUUAGAUUACCUUCAAUUAAGAAUCUAUUAUCUACUAUAGAUCCACAAACCAGUUACACUUUAUAUAAUAAUUCUAACACUGGUAUGGUAACACCACCAAUUAGUAACCAUGAUUUUUUCAUAAAUAAAAAUGUGGACGGUUAUACAAACUCAAAACCUGUGACACUUCAUAAUCAAAUGGACUACAACUGUAAUUACAAUAACAAUGCAAAUAAUAACAAUGCAAAUAAUAACAACUCUUACAAUAAUAACAUUCCAAUGAAUGUGGAACAUUCAAAUAAUUAUUCAUUUAGGAAAACUACUUUUGGUACAAGAGAUAGUUUUUCUGCUAUGACUAUACGGUCUUUAUCCCCCCCACAAGAAAGAGGUAUGAGCGUGAGUUCUGCUUCUUUACCUACCUCAUAUGCCAAUACUCCUGUUCAGAGUAUUCAACCGAAUAAUAACUAUAAUGUAAAUGGAGAAAGAGAUAUAAAUUCUUUUGGUAAAGUCACUAAAAAGACUAAAGGCAAAGGUAAAGGUCAUGCAUCGAAAUGCAGAAACUUUACUGAAAAUGGUCAUAAAAUACCCAGACCUAGAAAUGCUUUUAUUCUUUUUAGACAACAUUUACAUCACUCAAUCUUUGGUAGUGAUAAAGAUUUAUUGUUGACUCAAGGUUCAUUCAAAGCUAAUUCUCAGGUUUCAAGAGAAAUCGGUAAUCGUUGGAGAGAAUUACCUCCUGAAGAAAAAAAUUACUGGCAUGAAUUAGCUAAGAAGGAAAAGGAAUUACAUAAAUUGAAAUAUCCAAAUUACAAAUAUUUACCGAAGAAAAUAGAAAACUCAAGCUCUGAAGAAUCUCUUCAACAAUAG